This is a messenger RNA of Thlaspi arvense, 2111 nucleotides long. NCBI's taxonomy places the organism in Eukaryota, Viridiplantae, Streptophyta, Magnoliopsida, Brassicales, Brassicaceae. The record is from the annotation of a GenBank genome assembly.
AUCAAACGAGUAAAGCAUUUGCUAAUAUUAAACACUCUUUUCUUAAAAAAAAACAUUCGAUCAAACAUGGCCGUUGAUUCGCCUCUUCAAUCUCGGAUGUCUUCAUCGACGACCUCUGAGAAAGACGUGAAGGCUCUCAAGUUUAUAGAGGAGAUGACUCGGAACCCUGACUCGGUUCAGGAGAAAGUUCUUGGAGAGAUACUGAGUCGUAACUCGAAUACCGAAUAUCUGAAACGGUUCCAUCUUAAUGGCUCUUCUGAUCGAAAAACAUUCAAGACCAAAGUUCCGGUGGUUACCUACGAGGAUUUAAAGCCGGAUAUUCAACGUAUUUCUAACGGCGAUCGUUCUCCGAUCUUGUCUUCUCACCCCAUCAACGAGUUUCUCACAAGCUCUGGGACAUCUGCUGGUGAAAGGAAAUUGAUGCCAACAAUUGAAGAAGACUUAGACAGACGUCAGCUUUUAUACAGUCUUCUCAUGCCUGUGAUGAAUCUGUACGUGCCUGGAUUAGACAAAGGCAAAGGGCUAUACUUCUUGUUUGUGAAGUCGGAGUCUAAGACGUCAGGUGGGUUACCGGCUCGUCCGGUUCUCACGAGUUACUACAAAAGUGACCACUUCAGGAGACGACCGUACGAUCCGUACAAUGACUACACUAGUCCUAACGAAGCCAUCCUCUGCUCUGACUCGUCCCAAAGCAUGUAUGCUCAAAUGCUAUGUGGUCUACUGAUGCGCCACGACGUCCUCCGUCUCGGAGCGGUCUUCGCCUCCGGUCUCCUCCGUGCCAUAAGCUUCCUCCAGAACAAUUGGAAGGAACUUGCUCGGGAUAUUUCAACCGGAACCCUAAGUUCUAGAAUCUUCGACCCUGCGAUCAAAAACCGCAUGCUGAAGAUUUUGACCAAACCCGAUCAAGAAUUGGCUGAGUUUUUGAUCGAGGUUUGUUCACGAGAGAACUGGGGAGGGAUUAUCACUAAGAUAUGGCCUAACACGAAGUACCUUGAUGUGAUUGUUACUGGAGCGAUGGCUCAGUAUAUCCCGACGUUGGAGUACUAUAGCGGCGGAUUACCGAUGGCUUGCACGAUGUAUGCUUCUUCAGAAAGUUACUUCGGGAUUAACCUAAAACCGAUGUGUAAACCGUCGGAGGUUUCUUACACAAUCAUGCCCAACAUGGCCUACUUCGAGUUUAUCCCACACGAUCAAGAUGGAGCAGCGGAAGCAGCAUUGGAUGAAACCGCACUUGUGGAGCUAGCCGAUGUUGAAGUCGGAAAAGAGUACGAACUCGUGAUCACGACCUAUGCCGGGCUCUGCCGUUACAGAGUUGGUGACAUUCUUCGUGUCACGGGGUUCCAUAAUUCCGCUCCGCAGUUCAAAUUCAUAAGGAGGAAGAACGUUUUGCUGAGCAUCGAAUCCGAUAAAACCGAUGAGGCUGAGCUACAAAAGGCCGUGGAGAAUGCGUCGAGGUUGAUUGCGGAGCAAGGAAUGCGUGUAAUCGAGUAUACGAGCUAUGCAGAAACGAAGACUAUACCGGGUCACUACGUGAUCUAUUGGGAGCUACUUGGUAACGACCAAACUAACGCUUGCCCUAGUGACGAGGUCAUGGCUGAGUGUUGUUUGGAGAUGGAGGAAUCGUUGAACUCGGUUUAUAGACAAAGCCGGGUCGCGGAUAAAUCGAUCGGUCCGUUGGAGAUACGUGUGGUGCAGAACGGUACGUUUGAGGAGCUCAUGGACUAUGCCAUCUCGAGAGGUGCAUCGAUUAAUCAGUAUAAGGUCCCGAGGUGCGUGAGCUUCACGCCAAUCAUGGAGCUGCUUGACUCUAGGGUUGUGUCUACUCAUUUCAGCCCUUCGUUGCCGCAUUGGUCGCCGGAACGACGUCGUUAGAUGAAACGUAUGAAACAAUGUUGAACCCAUGCUGUGCGGUUCUAGCAGAAAGCUCUGUUUCUGAUUCUAGACUCUUGUGUUAGUUUUAUUAUUAUGCUGUUGUUGUCUUUAGGGUUUGGGUUUGUGAAUCGUACAAUAAAUUUUAGUUACGUAUUAAUGUUUUCCUUCUUUCUUCUGUCCCAGUCCAGCUAAUAAAUAGCUUAAUUAGUUAGUGACUUAGUAUCAUUUAUCGAAAUAAG